This is a messenger RNA of Otolemur garnettii (small-eared galago), 3033 nucleotides long. RefSeq names its product WD repeat domain 49 (gene WDR49). The transcript is spliced from 19 exons. The record is from RefSeq and is a predicted model, not a curated record. Gene Ontology annotation, molecular function: calcium ion binding; protein binding. Lineage: Eukaryota; Metazoa; Chordata; Mammalia; Primates; Galagidae. The coding region runs from base 1 to 3033 and encodes 1010 amino acids.
AUGAGCCGCCCAAAUACUGCCCUUGAGAUAAACUCUGGGUCUCAGCCUGGGCCAAGAAACCCUGAGCGGCCAGAAGGUCUUACUGCGGACGGAGACUACGGCCCCAGCCCGCUGGAAAACCAGCUCAGCGUGGAGGACUUUGCCAACAUCCAGAGGGCCUUUGAGUCUCCAGAGCCAAGGAAAACCAUCCGCAUGUCCAGAGAACAGUUCACGCAGAGGAUGACAGAGGCUGUCGGCUGGGGCACCAGGGAGGAAUACGGGGAGCUCUAUGACAAAGUGGACGUAGCCCGGGAUGGCUUCAUCACGUGGGACAAGCUGACCUCGUUUAUACUUCUUGCCCUUUAUGAAGAAGAGGAACGGGCAAAGUCGACCGUGGUUCCCCAGUGGAGGGACCUUGAAUUCCUCCCAGUGAAACACAAGGACACCAUUCAAAAAGUAACUUUCCUAAAAAGUUCCUGUCGGUAUGUGACUAUCAGUAAAGAAGGCUUACUGGGGAUCUGGGGAGAGAAUUUAAAGCUGCAAGAAACACUUCCCAUCACCUCGGAUGCUGCAAAGCUCAAACACCUGUGGGUGACAAGUUUGGUCGCUCUGGAAAAUGUAAACAAGAUAGCAGUUGCUUUUACAAGUAAAGAGAUUGGUUUCUAUGAUCUGCUGUCCAAAGAAGAAUUUUCUUGUCAAUACAAACUCCAAGGCCUGAAAGGAGCACCAAUUUGCCUGGAUUAUUGGUAUGACCCUCUUGAUGCCAAUGAAUCGAUUCUUUCUUUUGGGGACAUAACUGGAAAGGUUCAAGCCAUCGCUUUCACGGCAGCCUUGAUUUCCCUCUUUGAACGGCCUGUGAGUGCGUGUGAAGACGGAGGAGCCGCCAUGACCAUUAACUGGGCAGAGCUGAUCACACCCUUUGUGCCCCGUGGCACCUUCCAGGCAACUUCCAGGCAGGUUGCAGCAGCAGUUACUUUCAAUGCAUCUUUGGAUGUGAUCAUUUCCUGUACGACCAGUGGUGCAAACACGAUGGUGCUGGCCUGGAGAGAGAAAUCAAAAGAGUGUCUGAAAGUGACACCCUUCCACAUUGCCCAGGGCAUUCAUGCUUUUGAUUACCACUCUCAGCUCAAUAUAAUUGCAACUGCUGGCAUUAAUAAUAAAGUUUGCCUUUGGAAUCCCUACAUGGUGUCUAAGCCAGUUGGUGUCCUUUGGGGUCACUCAGCCAGUGUCAUAGCCGUCCAGUUCUUUGUGGAAAGGAAACAACUUUUCAGCUUUUCCAGAGAUAAAGUGCUGAGACUCUGGGAUAUCCGACACCAGCUGUCCAUCCAGAGGAUAGCUUGUCCUUUCCCCCAAAGUCAGGACUUCAGAUGUCUCUUCCACUUUGAUGAAGCCCACGGACGACUUUUCAUCUCAUUCAAUAACCAGCUGGCCUUGUUGGCAAUGAAAAGUGAAGCUAGGCAGAGGGUGAGGAGCCACGAGAAGGCGGUCACCUGUGCUCUGUACAGCUCUGCCCUGAAGCAGGUAAUCAGCUCUGAUGUGGGGUCUACAGUUUCCUUCUGGGUAAUAGACACCGGGCAGAAAAUCAAACAGUUUACUGGUUGCCAUGGCAACGCAGAAAUCAGCACGAUGGCCCUUGAUGCAAAUGAGACGCGGCUUUUGACUGGCAGCACAGAUGGGACCGUGAAGAUAUGGGACUUCAACGGAUAUUGUCACCACACGCUGAUUGUUGGGCAAGACGGAGCUGUGGAUAUUUCACAGAUCCUGGUUCUCCAGAAGACAGUCCUGGUCACAGGCUGGGAGAGGGCCCUGACUGUGUUUCGACCCCAGAACUUCGGUGGAUUUUUCGUCCAGUCUGAAGAGUGGAAGGGCGGAGUGCAGCACCGUGACGACAUCUUGUGUGUGGCGUUUCUACCUCCACAAACUCUCGCGACAGGGAGUUAUGAUGGAGAAAUUGUUCUGUGGAACAGCAGCACGGAGAACGAAAUUGUAUACAGCUCUGUACAGAUUUUUUAUAACCAUGCGGUCAUCGGAGAUUCUGAGAUGAAUUUCUCCAAACCUCAAAAACUUCCCAGUGCUGGGAGAAACCACUCCAGUCAGCCCAUGGCAGCCCAGUCUCCCACAGGAGUCCACACCUCUCAGACUGACACUGAGGGCAGUAAUGCCGUGAUGAGACUUUGCUUCCUUAAGGCAAGAAAAGACGUUGUAGCAACAGGUAAAAUAUGUAUCUAUACUUUGCAAGUAGUUGAAAAGGGAGCAUGUCACAUCACUGUAAUCAUUCAACUCUGGGAUUUUCUCUCUCAGGAGUACUGUCUUCAUUCCAAUAAGAACAAAAUCACACAGGCCCCGACUCUGGUGAGAUGCUUCCGGCCUCAUGAGGACCGAGUCAGUUCCCUGGAGGUGUGUGAGCUGCGUGGCCGGUUGCUGGUCAUCUCCUCCUCCGCGGACGGCUGUGUCUGUGUGACUGACGUCUGCAGUGCUCCUGUCUGGAUCUUCGGUCAGGCAAAGCACUGGCAUAUUGAAAACCAUCUUUCCCUUCCUAAAAGAGAUCCUAAUUUAAUGGAAAGUAAGAUUCAAGAGGAAAUUCCUUUAUUGUCUAAGGAAGAAUCAUGCUUAGACUCAACAGAAAAUUUUCUACUCGAGAAAGACAAAGAUGACUCAGUGCACAUUGUCAGACCAUCGGAAGACAUAAAUUUAAGUAUGAAAUAUAAGGAAAGACAUACCUGUGAGAAAAAAGCACAGAAACAUUACUACGAUGAAGCUAUAAAGAAAUCAGGCAGCACAUUUAGGUCGUUAAGCCUCGGUACCCUGAAGGAGUUGCCGGACGUGAAUAAGCCCAUCUUCCUUCUAGACCCUGAGAAAUGCUUCAGGAAAGAGCCAGAGGAGAAGAGUCCCCAAAUUCCAGAGCUCCCCUCACUUUCUGGAACUUUGAAAGCUGUAUUUGAUGAGAAAAGUCUGUUUCCUGAAGAACUUCUGGAUCACGAACAAAAAGCCAAGCAAUUAUUUCAAGGAACAAGUGAUAAAGUGAAGAAAAAAAGAAAUAAGAAGAAAUUAUAA